UGCCGAAUUUGGUGGUAAAAUUCGGCUGGAUUCGUGUGACCAGAAACUAGCAUUAACUUCCCAAAACAAAAGGUUACUGCAUUAAAUUACGGUAACUAUAAUGUGUCAACUCUAAAAUGGCUCCUGGAUUUAAAACACAUUGUAGCUUAUUGAUAACGCAAUUCAUUUGAUGUGAAUGAUACUUGAUGAUCACGCUCAUUACAAGGAUAGCUUACGGUUUCCUCCAAUAUCUGAAAACAACGCAAUCCUUACGACACCAUUCAAAUCGAGACCCAGGAGCCACUCUAGACGGUGUCACACAGUUACUAUUGGAACUUUAGUAAAACAGUAUCUUACGGAUUGCCGAGACUGUCCAUCCCAAAUGUUUGUUUACGCGCAGGUUUGAGUUUUGAAGCCCGCGGGAGAUUUAGGGUAACAACAACAUUUAGGGCUCAUGUAAUUCUGUGUAAGCAGGCAUUACCAACAACAACAAGCCCGCGGGAGACUGGAUCAUUGGUAUUCAUGUCCUUCUAGCCAAGCAUCCUUAAGCCCCAAAUCAACAAGAAGCCCGCGGGAGAUUGGAUCGUUGGGGCUCAUGUAAUUCUGUCUAAGCAGCCCUUAAGUCCCCAGUCAACAGCAACAAGCCCGCGGGAGUCAACACACGGCCGCAGAGGAACCCUGUACCUUAUUGCAGCCGAGGAGAAGCUGGGAACUACACACGAGCCGAUAGUCUUAUCUGCUAACUUACAUCUCAUCCAGCCAAGAUGAGCAAGGACAGUGAAAUGAAGACAGAGACCAAAGUGAAGCUAGAGGAGCAUCUGGAGUCAGCCUUGCAGCGCAUCGUCACUCAGGAGAAGCAGAAGCUCCUCCCACAGCUGGAUAUCAUGUGUUCACUAGCCAGUCAGAAGGAGCAGAUCCUGGCCUCUAUGAUACAUGCUAGGAAGGAGCAACAGUGUCCAGAAGAGGAUGCAGAAGAUGACUAUGGUCCAUCACUUGACAGCCAGAAGGACCAGCUCUACCAAGAUAUUGAAGAUCGGCAGACUGCUCUCAUGAACCACAGAAUAGUGAAAAAUGCAAUGCAGACAGCAGCUUUCAAGUUCCAGAUGCAAGAUGCCGUUCGAAAUGGCCUGCAGAAGGUGAAUGCAGACGAGACAAUGGAUAAUUUAACUGAAAGAGGGAUGCUUUUGGCUCACUGUGGCAGCAACCUGCAGUCAUACAAAGAGCUUACCACUGUACAGGAAGAAAUGGCAAAUUUGAACAAGGAGAUCCUUCACCUCCACCUCAAGUACUCAUCCAUCCUCAAGAAAAUAAGAUCAAAAUGGGAGGCAUUGCAAGACAGAUUCAUGCAAGCAGGAGAAAAGAACAAAAUGCUGACCCAGAUGCAGAACAAGGCAAAAGAAAGAGAGGGCAAGAUACAGCUACUGGUGGUGAUGAUUCAGGGUCUCAUAUCAGCUUGUGGAUUCCAGUGGGGUGCUUAUGAGUAUUAUAUACAGGUUUUGGAGUUAUGUGACUCGGCAGUGAUAACUGAAGACAUCGUCAAGCAGAAUGCUCUCAUGGCCAAGAUAUCUAAGAUUCAAGAAAAAGAAAAUAUAGGCACACUGAAGGAAAUGCUAAGUGCCAGCAAGCCACGUAGGGAACAGACCUCCUAAUUUAUCUUCUUUAUGCAGAUUGCUCCUGAAGAAAUAGCAUUUUAAUGAUUUUAUUUUAGUUAUACUCUUGAUUUUUAUGUUUGGAUGAAUGGAAUAGACAUAUACAUAUUCUGCCUAGAUUUCUAAGCUCAGUGUAUGAAUAGUAUAUAUAUAUAUAUAUAUAUAUAUAUAUAUAUAUAUAUAUAUAUAUAUAUAUAUAUAUAUAUAUAUAUAUAUAUAUAUAUAUAUAUAUAUAUAUAUUAGUUUUUUAUGGAAAAGGUUAUGAAAAUUUACCUGGAAGUAUAUUGGAAUACUGGUUUUGUUAUUCAUCUCUCCAUUUUAUGUAAUUAUUGUUUUAUUUAUAUUUUUGGAGAAAGCUAUAGAAAUUUCCAAUUUAUAUAAUUGUAUCAUUUUGAUUUUAGAAGAUAUAGAAAUGUGCCUUUUUCUAGUGUUGUCAUUUAUCUCUCCAAGACAUGUAGCUACAUCAUUCCAUCUCACAGUGGACAAUUAUAAUACAUCAGUGGAGGAAAUGGGGAAGGUAAGCCUAUUUGAGGUAGAAGCUACAACUGUCUCUAAAAAAUAAAACAGAUUUCUUUUAUCUCUUUUUUCUUUAACAAUUAAUUCCUGUAUGACUUACAUAAUUAAUUGUUAAAGCUGAUAAUGUUAGUGAGGUGCAUUAGUUGAAUCUCUACAUUCUAUCUUUUACUUGACUAUAUUUUAUUUCACAUAUUCUUUUUUUAAAUUAUUAUUGAAGGAGUUUAUUUUCUCAACAGUUAUGCUGCUCACACUUAGAAACCAUUGCAAGCUCAUUAAAUCAUAAUACAGUAAGUUAGACAUUUUCCUUAAACAUUUUCCCAGUAGAUCCUAAAAAAUAUACAUAUUUGUAAUUUUAUUAAUAAAAUGAAAUACCUUAAAAAA
This is a messenger RNA of Portunus trituberculatus (swimming crab), 2525 nucleotides long. RefSeq lists its product as uncharacterized. The transcript is spliced from 7 exons. Bases 744 to 1628 code for a protein of 294 amino acids. The record is from RefSeq and is a predicted model, not a curated record. Lineage: Eukaryota; Metazoa; Arthropoda; Malacostraca; Decapoda; Portunidae.